AUGUCAAGCGUCCUCGUUCAGACACUUCUCAAAUCCUCAGAAAUCGAGUAUGCAUGGGCGGCAGGCGUGGAUGGGCGGGAUUUGCAUACUCGAGACAUGGACUGUUUGGCACCUCCGGCUGUCGGUGCUAGUGAAGCUGUUCGAAUCUCUUCCCUCGAUUCUACGACGCGAGGAUUCGUGACCCCCAAGUGCCCCAAGAUGCAAAGCAAGAUAUACAUUGGGUGGUUCUUGAUCGUUGUCCAAUGUCAAACAAACCAACCUUUGGCUCCCCAAACCGUGUUUUUGGACCUGUCGACAGAGAGGAAGGCUCAAGAGCUGGGAGGCGUGGUGCAACCUCGUUCACAGCUCGCCAACUAG
This is a messenger RNA of Cyclocybe aegerita, 357 nucleotides long. Lineage: Eukaryota; Fungi; Basidiomycota; Agaricomycetes; Agaricales; Hemipholiotaceae. The record is from the annotation of a GenBank genome assembly.